UAUCCUCCUCAUCUUCCUCCUCCACUCAACUCGCUCACUCACUCACUGCCUACACCACUACUACGCUACACAACACACCUGCACUUGCCCUCCUCUGCCAACCAAGUACUGACUGCCACUGCCUACUUCCUUGGGUGGAGUAUUGUUGUUGUGCUGUGCCCUCUGUGCUCUGUGGCAGCGUGUGCUGUGCCGCAGCAGCAGCAGCAAGCAAAAGCAAGAAGAAAGAAGAAACCAUCAUUUUCACUUGUUGAUCCAGCAGCUGCCUCCUUCUCUGCUGUGAAGAAGAGAGAGUGAAGUGUGUUUCAGUGUUUCUCUAUCCUCCCUAUCAGGAAUUCAGGAUAAGCUUUGCUGCUGCUGCUGCUGAUCUGUUGCAUUUGCCCUGUUCUUGAGCUUGAUUUGUUGGUAUCCCGGUGCAAUGAUUCGUUGCCGCUAGUUGCCACCUUCCUCGCGGCAUGUCCGUAGGAUGAGAGCGACGGGCGGAGACGACAAACCGGCCAUUCCUCCUCCUCCGGUGGUGGUGGUGGUGGACUCACCGUGAAAGAGAGAGACAGAGAGAGACAGAGGUAGGUUGCCAAGAAGUGGUGGCUCCAGCUACUGCCGGGGUCUCUCAUGGAUUGGGAUCUAAAGAUGCCGGUUUCUUGGGACCUGGCCGACCUGGAGCACAACGCCGUGCCGGCUAUGACGGCGGCGGCGGCGGCGGCGGCGACAGCGGCGGAGUCGGGCAUUGCUGCGGUGGCGGCGGCGCGGCCGGAGUGCUCGGUCGACCUCAAGCUCGGCGGGCUGGGCGAGUUCGGCGCGGCGGACGCGCUGAAGGAGCCCGCGGCGGCGAAGGUGCCGGUGGUGUCGAGCACCGCGCCGCCGCCGCCGCCGGCGGCGGCGGCCGCGGCCUCGGUGGCGAGGGUGCCGUCCGCGAGCCCGCUGAAGCGGGCGCGCUCCGGGGCCGGCGGCGCCGGCGCCGGGCAGUGCCCGUCGUGCGCGGUGGACGGGUGCAAGGCCGACCUGAGCAAGCACCGCGACUACCACCGGCGGCACAAGGUCUGCGAGCCACACUCCAAGACGCCCAUCGUCGUCGUCUCCGGCCGCGAGAUGCGCUUCUGCCAACAGUGCAGCAGGUUUCACUUACUCGGGGAGUUUGAUGAGAGUAAGCGUAGUUGUAGAAAACGCUUGGAUGGGCACAAUCGACGCCGCAGGAAGCCACAGGCAGAUAGCAUGAGCUCUAGCUAUAUGACAAGCCAACAAGUUCUGUUUUCAAAUGUAGGAACAAGGUUCGCAUCAUUCACUCCUCCAAGACCAGAGCAAAGCUGGUCUGGGAUCAUCAAAUCUGAGGAAACCCCAUAUUACAGCCACCACCAUCAUCAUCAGGUGAUGAGCAGCAGGCCGCAUUUCGUCGGCGGCUCGCCGUCGUCGUCGCCGACGGCGGCGGCGUUCUCCAGCCCCAAGGAAGGCCGGCGGUUCCCGUUCCUCCAUGAAGGUGACCAGAUCAGCUUCGGCGGCGCGGCGGCGGCGUCGCUGGAGAUCUCGGUGUGCCAGCCCCUCCUCAAGACGGCGACGGCCGCCGCCGUCGCGCCGCCGCCGCCACCACCCGAGAGCAGCAGCAGCAACAAGAUGUUCUCCGACGGGCUGACCACUCGCCACCACCACCACCACCACCAAGUGCUCGACUCCGAUUGUGCUCUCUCUCUUCUGUCAUCCCCGGCCAACUCCUCCAGCGUCGACGUCAGCCGGAUGGUCCAGCAUCCGUCACCGGCAGCGGCAGCAGAGCACCACCACCACAUCCCCGUGGCGCAGCCCCUGGUCCCAAACCUGCACCAGCAGUUCGGCAGCAGCUCGCCGUGGUUCGGCAGCUGCUCCCAGGCGACUGCCGCCGCCACCGGCGACGGCGGCGCCGCCGGAGGAGGCUUCACCUGCCCAAGCAUGGAGAGCGAGCAGCAGCAGCUGAACACCGUACUGGUCCCGGGCUCCAACGACAACGAGAUGAACUUCCACGGCAUCUUCCACGUCGCCGGCGAGGGCUCCUCCGACGGCACGUCCCCUCCACUCCCCUUCUCAUGGCAGUAGCUCCAAAUCUGUAGCAGCUUUUGAUCAUUCUCGUUGCUAGCUAGGCUAGCUAGCUGAUCGGUGUGGUUGAUCUCUCUUCUUGGCAUGGCAUGCUUCCAAUCCCAGUAGUUCGUUGCUCCUCGUGUCUCUGAGCGAAUUGGCAAUGCAGGUUUGCAUGAGAAAUUGGCAGAAAAUUUCCUGUGAAGAACUUGGGCUGAUGUCAGUGCAGUGUAGCAGAAAAUUUCCUGGGCUUCGGACAGUGGGAAUUCGGCCCAUCCGCGUCCCACGUAGCAAUGGGCCUAACGCAACACUGCAUGGUCGAUCCGGAUUUCGUGCGAUGCCGGUAUUACGGUUUUCGAGGA
Messenger RNA from Oryza brachyantha (malo sina), 2399 nucleotides. Its product is annotated as squamosa promoter-binding-like protein 18. The coding region runs from base 610 to 2058 and encodes 482 amino acids. Gene Ontology annotation, cellular component: nucleus. The transcript is spliced from 3 exons. The record is from RefSeq and is a predicted model, not a curated record. Gene Ontology annotation, molecular function: DNA binding. NCBI's taxonomy places the organism in Eukaryota, Viridiplantae, Streptophyta, Magnoliopsida, Poales, Poaceae.